GACGACUGCUCUAUAUAUUUGGGGCAAGACGCAAUUGAGCCAUCACUAAACAACAACAUCUGAAAAUAAACCUGCACCUGAGAUCCUAUUCUACAGCCACAGUACUUCGCGAUGCAUUUCGGAUCGGAUUAUGUCGUUGCGGCGGCGGAGUUGGGGGUCUAUAUACCUUGCAUUAUGCUCGCCUGUCUUGUUUGUGCCCGGCAUGGGUUCAGCCGCAGUUCAGGCUGGUAUUAUACCUUUACACUAUGUCUUAUACGUAUCGCCGGAGCUGUCUGUCAGCUCUUGACCCUGACCGACCAUUCGAUCGGCCUUCUGGAAGCAGUCCUCGUCUUGGCGCAUAUCGGCCUAAGUUCUCUUAUAUUAUCGACUUUGGGAAUGCUGUCACGAAUAGCCGACUGGAUAAAUGGACGAUGCUCUUCUCCACCACUUUCAAUGCGGUACUUCCGCCUGGCACAGCUUGUCGUCGUCGUGGGUAUCAUCCUUGGCAUUAUCGGAGCCAUACAAAGUAGCGAUAGCAGCAAGCGUGCCGCCGACGGGUCACCUGCAGCAUUGUCCAAGGUCGCCGUUGUCUGCUAUGUGGCAGGAUAUGCAAUGCUAGUCUUUUUGACCGCUAGAGCUCUGGCAUCUAGAAGCCUUGUCCCUAACAAAGAACUGCUGUUGGUGGCUGCAGUCUGUGUAACGAUGCCGCUCGUCUUUAUCCGACUGAUAUAUCAGGUAUUGUUGGUUUUUGUGCACCGAGGCGACUUCAAACGGAUUAACGCCCCUGUUGUACCCUUGGUCCUCAUGUCUGUCGUCGAAGAGUUCUUGACAGUGUUUAUCUACCUCUUUGUAGGCAUGAGGCUCGGCAAGCUCGACGGAUUAGAACAAGGACCCAUCUCGUCGCGCCCUUGGAGAAUCCGAGGCAAGACCAAGAGGAGAGGAAGACGCCGGGGACGCGACGCGGAGUAUCAGUAUCCUAUUGUCCAUGGCUACCAGGCGCCUAUGCCGAUGGAGUAUGAGAUGGGCCGAAUUCCUUAAAAUGAGAGAGCAGGGCUCAUGACAUAGACAAGAGCCAAUACGUGACUGAGUUUGAUUUGAGGUGGUUCAAAUUUUGCGUCUGCAUUAUUAGUUCUCGCUUAAACAGAAAAUACCAUGAUGGUCACCGCGUG
Molecule: messenger RNA, 1148 nt
Organism: Exophiala oligosperma
Lineage: Eukaryota; Fungi; Ascomycota; Eurotiomycetes; Chaetothyriales; Herpotrichiellaceae
Exons: 3
Coding region: 112-1017 (301 amino acids)
Source: RefSeq, a predicted model, not a curated record